Meleagris gallopavo (turkey) is the source of this 1515-nucleotide messenger RNA. RefSeq names its product aldo-keto reductase family 1 member B1-like. Lineage: Eukaryota; Metazoa; Chordata; Aves; Galliformes; Phasianidae. The record is from RefSeq and is a predicted model, not a curated record. Gene Ontology annotation, molecular function: oxidoreductase activity.
CACGUGAGAACUCAAACACACAUGCAGUUCCAACAUCCUCCCCCACCCAGGGGCAGCACAGUCACUAUUAAGCAGGCUGGGUAGGAAGCGGCCACAGCAGAGGCAGCUUGAGAAGCCAUGGCGACCUACGUGCAGCUGAACACUGGAGCCAAGAUGCCCAUCCUGGGGCUGGGCACCUGGAAGUCCCCACCAGGACAAGUGACAGCUGCAGUGAUGGCUGCAAUCGAUGCUGGAUACCGCCACUUUGAUGGUGCCUAUGUGUACCAGAACGAGAAGGAGGUUGGGGAUGGGAUCCAGCAGAAAAUCAAGGAAGGCGUUGUGAAACGAGAGGACCUCUUCAUUGUCAGUAAGCUGUGGUCCACAUUUCAUGAAAAACAUCUGGUGAAGGGAGCUUGCCAGAAAACUCUUGCCGAUCUAAAACUGGAUUACCUGGAUCUCUAUCUCAUCCACUGGCCUUCAGGCUUCAAGGCAGGAGAGGAUCUGUUUCCCACAGAUGACCAAGACAUGAUUAUACCCAGCAACACUGACCUUCUACAAACAUGGGAGGCCAUGGAAGAGCUGGUGGAUGCUGGCCUGGCAAAAGCCAUUGGCAUCUCCAACUUCAACCACGAGCAGAUUGAAAGAAUCUUGAACAAGCCAGGACUGAAAUACAAGCCUGCAAACAACCAGAUUGAAUGCCAUCCAUACCUGACCCAGGAGAAGCUGAUCAACUACUGUCAAUCCAAAGGGAUUGCUGUGACAGCAUAUAGUCCCCUUGGCUCUCCUGACAGGCCACGGGUUAAGCUAGAGCAUCCUUUACCUCUGGAUGACCCCAGGAUUAAAGAAAUUGCUGCCAGGCACAACAAAACAGCAGCACAGGUUCUCCUUCGCUUCCAGAUCCAGAGAAAUGUGAUUGUGGUCCCUAAGUCUGUCACACCACAGCGCAUUGUGGAGAACUUCAAGGUCUUUGACUUUGAAUUGUCUAAAGAAGAGAUGGCAACUCUUCUCAGCUUCAACAGAAACUGGAGGAUGGGUUUAUUGAGCCAGGCCAGAACACACAAGGAGUACCCUUUCCAUGCAGAAUACUGAUGCUGUUUGUAAUCGGGCCUUCUCUAGUCCACUGAUAUUUCAUAUGCCUCUCCCCUAGCUUUGAGCUCUGUAUUCAGCUUUCUUUCUGUGUCUGCCCUGUUGCUGCCAGUGAAGUCAAUGGACAUUUACUCCAUUGCUUCAAUCUAAUUUCAUUCUUUGGAAGAUGGAAGGAGUAUUGCCCAGCAGAAUAAAAUGUAGGAUGUAAUAAUUUUCUGCUUAUCAGAAGAGAGGAGGAUUACUGGAGUAUCUGGCAGAACUGCUCAGUGGAAAAUGAAGACAGCUUGAACAUUUGAACCACUAUUCAGCAAGUGCCUUCAGUCUUGCAUCAGCACAAAGUAACUUUAAAGGGUGAAAGCAUUACUGGAUGAAAUACUGGUGUAGGGGUGGUGGGGGGGAACUUUUCUUUGUGAAAUUAAAUAAACUAUCUAUACUAUCUAUGAAUGUUAA